Molecule: messenger RNA, 986 nt
Organism: Liolophura sinensis
Lineage: Eukaryota; Metazoa; Mollusca; Polyplacophora; Chitonida; Chitonidae
Exons: 7
Coding region: 27-932 (301 amino acids)
Source: RefSeq, a predicted model, not a curated record
GUCUCAAGUCAGAUAACCACACUAGGAUGAAGGUGUUUAUUGCUUUGACGGCCUGCCUUUUCUUGGCUACGGGAAGUGAUGCUUUUCUGGGACAUGUCGGGGAUUUCUUCAAAGAUCUCGGUCACGACAUCGGCCAGGCCGCCAAGCCAAUCGGGGAAGAGUUGUUAGGAACAUUGGAAAACACAGGAAAGAGCCUUCUGUCUCAGACUGUACAAGAUCUUCUUCUUCACCUGGGAAAUGUAGGCAAGAGAGAAACUGAUCUCAUCCAGAAAGCUGAGAGUUUCAUCAAGGGUGUUGAAUCAUUCAUCUCCAACAAGGUCACUCAGUUCAAGACUCUGUUCGGGACCGUUCUCAACAAACUGUCUGCCAUCCAGGGCAAGAUCUCCAACCUGUCCUUCCUCACCGAGCCGAUUAACAACCUGAUCGAAGAAAUUGAACACACCGUCGCUGGCCACAAUGCCAUCGCUGACAGCCUUCUGGGAAAGAUCGUCGAGGAGGCCCACAGCUUCCUGAAACCUCUUCUCGGCGACAGCAGGAGAGGAAUCCUAGACAACCUGGGCCUCAACCAGAUCGGACAGUCCCUGGCCAACCUGUUCAAGCCCCACAUCGAUUCCCUCAAGACUCUGGUGAGCUCUGCUGGUAAUACCCUGAAACAGCAUGCCACGAACCUGAUGAACGCCGUGAAGGGCUCUGUCAACGAGCUGGGAACCAAGCUCCAGACCCACGUGGACACCCUGAAGACCCAUCUGGGCACCAUCACCAGUACCGCCGGGGAGGCCCUCGCCACCCUCAAGGACGCCGUCGGACAAGUCAUGCAGGACACGUUCUCCAGUCUGCACAACCCGGUGAGUGGCAUCGUAAACACCCUAACCAAUGCCGCUGGUACCGUGGUCAACCACGUCUCGUCCAAACUCACCCCCACACAGUCCUAAACACGGAAGCGAUCUAAUCUGAUCAUUCCACAUGUAACAUCACGGGAGAACAAU